Molecule: messenger RNA, 1349 nt
Organism: Chara braunii
Lineage: Eukaryota; Viridiplantae; Streptophyta; Charophyceae; Charales; Characeae
Source: the annotation of a GenBank genome assembly
CCCUAAUGACCGCGCAGCGCGAGCAGAUGCAGCACCUUCGUAGUCAUGAUAUCAUGUUAGAGGCGAUGCGCGUUGGAUUCACAGAUUUUGCACGUGAUAUGAUGGAGUACUUAACGGACCAAGUCCACCUCGCGAUCUGUAAGACUGAAAAAUUCUGCACGAGCGCCAUUGAGGGUGCCAAGAUGGCGGCUUUCGAGGAAGAGGAGUCUGCCCCACGCCGCGAGAAGGUCAAGGUCCGUUUCCCUAAGCCCUUCAAUGGAAAGAAGGGAGAGGACUUUGACAAUUGGGAGGCCAAUGUAAACUCCUACCUGAACUUACAGGGUGUCGCACCAGAAGACCAUGUUUUGGUGGCCUUCCAGGCAUUACGAGACGAAGCGACCAGCUUUGCGAAGUCGCUAGCGCGGGCCGCGAAUUGUGACAAUGAUAUGGUCACGUAUUCAAGACUCACGCCUUUGUCUCAGUUCCUUAAGUCUCUUAGGGAACGGUUUUCGGACAUCACGCGGGGGCUUAAGGCCUCUGAUAAAUUACAGAUGAUCCAUACACGCCAGUGGAAGAGUGUGCAUGCACUCAAAUCGGCUAUGGAUGAGUUGAUCGUUAUGCCUGGGCAUGGAGUAACUGAUGCCCAGCUACUCCAACUCUUUUAUCGUGCCCUGCUCGAGCAUGUGCAAGGGCAUUUCUUUGAGAAAAAGCAACAACCAGGGAUGACUUACGAUGUGCUCAGUAGGGAGGUUGUAGCCUUCGCCGCUCAAGCAUCGCUAGUUACCGCAUUUUGGCACAAAGAUCUAACAAAAGGAAAAACAUGGAAGGGACGCAGCAUCUCAGGCCAAAUUAAGGCCAAAGAUAGUCUAAUUCUCACGAUGGAAGAAGUUGGUGCAAAGGAAGUUCCCUACUCAGACAUUGAGUGGGGACUUGAGGAGGGAGGCAGUAGUGUAGACCAGGGGAGAACCUACGUUGCUGUCGCGGCCGGAGGGAGGCCGCAAAGAGGAGGACGAGGGCCUGGCCGGAAUGGUCGGGCCCUAGGUGGCCAAGGGCAAGACGGCCAGGGGGUUGGCGGUAACAGGAACUGUCAAGAGGGAGGCAGGGUUCAAGGUCCCCCGUCUAACUGUCCACGCCAGAGUCGGUCACCUCCCAGACAGGGAUGGUGGCACCCAGGUCGGGCCGAGGGACGACCUUGGGAAGACUUGGGAAUUGAGCAGAGUGUGUGGCAGGGUCGUAUAGAUAGGUCUCAAUGUGUAUUCUGCGGGGAUCCUGGCCACAUCAUCAAAUUUUGUCCCAAGUAUAGGAGUCGUGUUGCUUCUGGGGCAGCAAAAGACAGUCGUCGGUAGGGGUCGCAAUUGCCUCUACCCUAG